AUGGGUGACUUAACCAAGAAAGAUGGGGACUUCCAGUCCAAUGCCCUUCUGUCUGCGGCUAAAGUGGGAGCCCUCACUGGAGCCGCGGGAUUAAUCUACGGAGGAGCUGCAGGAGUGAUCAGGUCCCCCAACCCUAUGAUCCAUUCCUUGUCAUGUGGCAUCCACUGGACUGUAUGCGGCUCAACCUUUUGGUGGCUACGAAGCAAUAUUAUCAGGCAUCACUAUCAAGACAAAGCAUCACCUCAAGAACGCAUGUACGCGAGUGCUCUAUGCGGUGGUAUCGCAGGAGGAGGUGUGACGAAGCUAAUGGGAGGCCGGCUGGUCCCGGGCACCAUUAUCUUCUCCCUACUGGGUUACUGCGGCCAAAGCGUCUUCAACCGCAUCGACGCUUGGCAAAUGGAAAAUGCUAACACCACAAGGAAACCCUUCAUGCAGUGGAUGGCUGAUUCCAAAUGGAUUCCUUUGCGCAGUCUGUCUGAUCAAGAGUACAGAGACAUGUUGAGUGAGAAACUCCUCAGCAUUGAGGCCGAAAUUGCCUUACUCGACGACAAAAUUGAGGAACUAGAGAAGUCUCGACCGGUUUCUGCCCCAACUUCACAAUAA
Molecule: messenger RNA, 603 nt
Organism: Penicillium soppii
Lineage: Eukaryota; Fungi; Ascomycota; Eurotiomycetes; Eurotiales; Aspergillaceae
Exons: 4
Coding region: 1-603 (200 amino acids)
Source: RefSeq, a predicted model, not a curated record